Messenger RNA from Frankliniella occidentalis (western flower thrips), 2248 nucleotides. Its product is annotated as transmembrane protein 170A. The transcript is spliced from 4 exons. The coding region runs from base 288 to 686 and encodes 132 amino acids. The record is from RefSeq and is a predicted model, not a curated record. Lineage: Eukaryota; Metazoa; Arthropoda; Insecta; Thysanoptera; Thripidae.
GGGGAAGGGGGGAGGGGUGUGGUGUUGUCUGCUUUCUGCUGUAGCAGGUACAACAUGAUCUAUUUUCAACAAAAAUAGUUGACAAUUGAGAGCAUUACUACUUACGUAGGAACAUUGCGUCUAUCAUUUUAUUUAAUGGAUUUUAGCAAUGGAGUGCUUCAGAUAAAAGGAGAAGUGACACAAAUGAAAAUGGAUUGGUUUACAUCCACUAAGAAAGUUGGAAAUAGCCUGUGUACGUGGUUUUGAUUUUUUUUAUCAACCAGAAGAAAUCAACCAGCAUUGUCAUCAUGUCGUACAACUAUCAAGAUUUCCACACAUCUGAACUGGACACAUUGGCAAAUGUGUUCAGUCUCACACCAACAGAUCCCCUGAAUACUUUUGCAGAAAUGUGGUAUCAAGUAUUUCUAUGGGCACUAUUUUCCUCUAUAUUUGUUCAUGUGAUUGCUGCAGCUAUUUCAUUUGCCACACUUCAUAAACACAGGUUUGGGAAGUUUUUUCCUGUUAUGAUUCUAAUUAUGGGUGUAUUUGGUCCUCUGACAUCUGGCGUCAUAAGCAGUGCUGCAAUCGCUUUUGUUUACCGUGCUUCAAGUUUACAGAUGGCGCCUCUCUAUGCCCUCUUUUGGGGUGUUGGCCAAACAAUCAUGACUGUUUGUGUUGGAUUUACACGGAUUCUUGCUACAUUGUAAAGUAGUGUAUCAUACUAGAGGACAGGUUCCUAGAGAUAAGACCGAUAUGGACAGCUUUACUUCAGUGCUAGGGCUGUCAUGAAAAUUUAAGUCAAAUAUUUUAAUACUUUGUAUCUUUGAUAUCUAGUUACCAACUUUACUUUGUCUAUUCCUUUGACUGCAAUGGUUCAUAGGAAACCACACAGUUUUCUUUGGUGCUAGUCUGUGUACAUCCAACCAAUUUCUCCUUACCUGUUCAAAAACUAAAUUUGAUUCAAAUAGUCGACUAUAAACAGUUACUAAAAAAUUAUGAAAACUACUAUCUUGUUGUGAAUUUGUUGCCAUUUUUGCUUCAAUAUCUAAUUCAUUCCUGAGAUGUUGUGAUGAGUAAGCUGCCCUUAGCGUUUUAAUACCCUAAUUACUUUCAAACUUCACUUAAUUUUGAAACCUUAGGUCUCCAAAUACCUGGGUUAGUGUUGUUGUUUUUAUAGAGCGAAAUUUUUUGUUUCAAAUUACUUUGUUACUCCAAGCUCAAACUAGUUUGCACUCAUGCAAAAUAUUGUGAGCAUAAGCUUGGAAGUUCAACGAAGUAUUUGCUAAUGCUCAAAUUGACCAUAACAGAAUUGGCAUUUAUUACCAGAAUAUAAUUAAAUUCCACUAAGUUAAUGGACAAAAUUUGACCCUCAUUUGUCAAACUUGGCAUGCAGUGUUCUUCAACAUUUCGUACAUAUACUUUUCAGCAUGGUGUCAUUUAAGCUAUGAGAAGACGCAUUUGUUUUUCAAACUCAUUCAACUCAUAGCACUUCAGCCUGUCUUUUUUGUUAAUAUCGGGAUUUGUGAAUAUUUUUGUUAUCUAGUAGCUAUGCACAAUGUUAAGUUUGGGUACCUUGUUUACCAUUCUUUCUAAAUUCCGUGGGGUAUUUAAUGUUUAUUUCAACCCUAUGCCAGUUUGAUUUCAAGGGGAUUUGUGAAUAGAUUUCUAAAAAGCUUGAGAACAAUUUAUGCCUUAUGACAAUUUUAAGCAGAUGUUUAUUUAUAUGAGAUGAUUUAUGAUAAAAUGCUUAAAGAAAGGCUGUGGACUGACUAGAAUAUGUAGUAUUUUAUGCAUAAUAACUUUCCUAUCAUAAUUUUUUGUUUAAUGUAUUUCAUGGUACCAUUCUCUGGUAUACUUUAAUCUGUUAAAUGGGACACUGGUCCUGCUAUGAAACACUGUAAUAACAUCUAUUUUGUUGUUAUUCAUGGUUUUAAUUUUUGUUUCAGAUUUAGAACAAAAUAUUACAUAUCAGUUUUAGCUGAUUAUGGUGCUUAGAUUGAGUUCCCAUCAAUGUCAUAGCUAAUGCUGAAAUAUGAAGCAAUAUUUUUCUAUUCAUUGUGAGAAACCGUAUUAACUAUGUAGAGCUGACUCAAACAGAAUUUUCUUCAAUAUGUAUUUUUCAUUCACGGGCAUAAUUGUAACCUCCCUUAGUUUGAAAGGAAUUUACUCAUGCCUAAGUCAGAAAGAUUUAUGUACAGAUCGUCAUAAUUUUAUGAUCCAGCUGUGAUUUUUAUUAUUAUUUUAAGUAAAUGGUGAUUUUUUUGAACAA